UGGAUGACCAACAGGAAGCAAGUGCGCCAACUUUCAAAUUCAAAAACUAAAAAAAUGAUAAAAAAAUCAUUUUCAGUCUAUGACAUGACUGUUAUUGUCAUCAGUCUAUUGUCAUAUUUGUUAGACAUAAUAUCGGAUAUCUUUAUAAUAGUAGUUUUCUACUUGGAUGGACAUUAUGUAUGGGGGUCGCUAAGUAUGGCAUUUCUUGCUCUUUCAUCAGUUUCCAUGUUAUUGUUCAGCUUCCGCUGGCACAUUACAGACAAAACCCUCACAUGGAAAAAUUUCUUACCACAUGUAGUUUUCCUAGCACCAUUGCACAGGUAUAUUGAAGUACUACGUUUGGGAUAUAUAUCCAGAAAAACCAAACAGAAAGAUGAUCUUGAUGCUGCUUUGAGGGCCAAUGUGGAUGUAUCACUACUACGACUUAUUGAAGCCUUUACUGAAUCAGCACCACAACUUGUAUUACAGCUCUAUAUUAUGUUAAAGUUCAGUCAUUACAAUUGGCUCAUAGGUGUAUCUACUGUAUUGUCCCUGUCAUCAGUAGCCUUUUCUCUGACGGCCUACAGUGAUGCCCUGAAGAUGGCCUACAAGGAACAUCACACCAGGUCCUGGUUUGGUGUUACUAUAUUGACAUUAUGGCAGUCGUGGAUGUUGUUGUCCAGAGUUACAGCUUUGGUUGUCUUCUCUUUGGUUUUUCAAGCUUGGGUAUUCCUUGGAAUGGGAGUACACUGGAUAUUUAUGACGUUUUGGAUAACCAUGCAGAAUGCAGAAUAUGGAGACUCAGCCUGUGAGAAACGUUUGUUUAAUUCCAUUUCUGGCUUCAUCUAUAUCUUCUGUUUCCUCAACCUAAAAGAAGGUCCAUCAAAAAGUAGAAUGGCAGCGUUUUACUGUUUUAUCCUGGCAGAGAAUACUCUCAUGAUGUUAUUAUGGUUUAUAUAUAAACCAGAGACUACACCAGCAUGGUUAGAGAUUACAAGUUUAUCUCUAGUGUUUGGAGGCUUUGUUUUUGGUGGAGUUUUGAUGAUUGGAUAUUACUGUUGUUGUCAUCCUACUGGUAGAACUGCAGAAACCAAGAAAGAUCUAACAGCAUAUUGGUUUAAAAGAGCAAAUUCUUUACCCGACAGAAAUAGAGAUCCCAUAUUUCCUAUGAACAAUUCUGUGGCACGAGUAGCAGAUUGGCUAAAUGCUUCAAUCAGUCUGAGUACCACAGAAACAAGUAGAUACAGUAACCUUGAUAACAUGUCAUUAAAUCUAUCCUUACCUGAUAUUUUGAAAAAUGGAACAUAUUACAGCAAAACUGAUACACCAGAUUCCAGCAAAAACUUGAAUAAUUCCAGAUACAGUUUUGGCAGGAGAUCAAGAAAUAGAAAUCCUGACUGGAAUGGUACAGUGACAUCUACUAAAUCAUCAUAUCUAAGUACAUCAAGUUCAAGACCUUUGAUCAACUAUUCCCCACCAUCUGUUAGUUAUAUAAGUAAUUCUAAAGACACUUUUUCGUUUUCUAACCACGUUUUAUUAGAUCCAGAAAGGAGUGCUUCCGUUGCUAGUCUAUCUAACUCAGAGAGAGCCUUUGCUCUGACAGGACAGAAUGCCAAAUCUCCUCAACAUGAAGUUGGUAUUGAUGAAGAUAGUUUUUAUGCUCCCCCAGAAUACAAAGCAUCAGCUUGUAACUUAUCUCCAUUAGAUCCUAAGAAAUUAUGGGAUGAAUCUCAGAACCGCCUGAACAAUACAGCCAAUCAAAUCAUACAAAUCAUUACAACAACAAAUCUCAAACGUAGAACAAGCGAGUCACAAAUCACAUGGAGAAAACUGGAUCCUGGGGUCAGUGAUAGCAAUCAAAGUCAGACAAGACAGAAAUAUGACAACAGUCUAAACACAGAUAAUAAACAUUGUGAUAACUUACAGCAAAUAGCUCAUGAGUAUUAUGAAAACAGUAAUCAAAAUGAUUACAAUGGGUCAGGAAGAUCAUUGCAGUCCUCUGAUGAAGAUCUUUUAGAAAGUAGUAACAAAGAAAACAUGACUCCUAAUGAUAAAUCACGGAGGUCGUCACACCGAUCAUCAAGGGAAUAUUCUUCAGUAGACUAUGGAGCAUCCACAUUGUCAAACUUUUUUGGAGAUAUAUCAUCGUUCCAUGUGAACAGUCCAGAAGUUGGGGAAUACUAUAUGUCUUCUGCAUCACAAUCUAAGUUAAAUUCCAUAGAGGAAGACGGAUCUGAGGAUUACAACGAUAGCUUACGAUCUUGGUCGAAGAAAAUGUUAAACAGAAUUCAAAAACAACUACAUGAUGGUACAUCAAGUACAGAGUAUCAUACCUCUGACACCACACCGUCACUUACAAGUAGUUAUGUCCAGGAGGAGAACACUCGAUCGAUCAAUAGUUACGGAACCAGUUUGUCCAGUAAUCACACAUCUCAAUCUAGACUGGAGUCUUCAUCGUCAAACUUUCCUGAAAUGUCAAGCUCAUACAUACACGAUUCAUCUGAAUUGAGAUCUAGAAUGUCCACAAGUGACAUCGGAGAAACAAGUGGCUCAUUAUCUAGUGGUCAUAGAUAUAAUAGGUAUUCUUCUGCAACCGACAAGAGCACGGAUGAUAGCGGUUAUUCAGUAGCUAAAUCACAAUCACUCAAAUGUUUGAAUGGUGAAAAGCUGCAAAAUAGUUUAACAUUUGUAACCAAAUUGGGAAGUGAUGGUGAAUUUUCAACAAAGCUUGGAAGUGAUGGUGAUUUUCCUGAAACAUUCAACAGAACAAAUUCUCACAAACAAUUAGAAAAUGUUGCAUUUGAUGGUAAAAUAACAUCAGAUAUGAAAAAUGCCAAAAGCUUGCCAGGGUUAAGUUAUCUGCUAAGUGAAUCAGAUACAACAUCAUGGAACAGUGACAAAAGUGUCAUCAACAAGACACCAUUACACAAUGAAGAAAGCACUUCGUUCGAAGAUAUAACAUUAGCAGAUGAUAGUGCCACAGUACUCAGAGAGGAUCAUAAAUCUGUUAGAUUCGAAGACCUAACACCUGUUAAAACUCUGCAAAGGAGUUACCUGACUCCUGUUAAAGUGGCAGUAAUGAGCAACUCUCCAUUCCGUCCUGGUAAGAUAAUAAGGGAAGACUUGACACCUGUGAAAUUAGAAAAAUUCAACAAUUCUCCAUCUAGACCAGGAAAAUCUUUACUUAAAAAGUCAUCAUUAAGUAAGCCAUUCCAUAGAUCUAGUCAAGAUUCAACAUUAUCAGUGUCAGAGUUUGAUGAUUCACCACACAGACGUGGACGUAGUAUUGACCUAUUUGACCGUGAACGAUAUAGAAACAGUGUGGCUGACAUAACUGAUGAUGUUUUUACCAAGUCAUCAGACAUAGAAGUCAGAGAAUUAGAAAAUUCUCCUUACAAAUUUAGAUCUAAGGAAAGCUUUGACUUUGAAGAGAGUAAAGAAAAUGUGUAUGGUCCAGAUAGUCAGAGGCGUCAAUCAUCAACAUUCAGCCAACACAAAUACUCUUCUGAACCUAAAAGCAGGAAUGGUUCCAGAUACCUUUCAGAAGUAGAAACAUCUAACAAAACAUACAAUGUUCAAAAGAAUGACAGUUUUACAAACAUUAAACCAAGAACAAUUCUUGAUGAUUUUAAAAAGAAACAUGUACCACGGAAUACACAAAAGAAAGCACCAGCAUACACUAAUGACUUGAGUCUUUACCAAUCAGAGGCUGCCACGAAUCCAUGCUAUGCCUACUCAGACACAGAAUCAGAAGCAGAGAUCAGCAGGAGAUCAAAUAAAGAUCUUACCAAAGAUCAAAGGGUGAGACGUCACUCAAGUCAUUUUCGUACACCUGUCCAGAAUGAUGGAAAGAGACAGGUAUUAAGGAGAUUAGAUAACACACCUGGAUUUUCACCUAUAUUAACAGCUGGUGAUAGACAAAUAAUACAAUCAACCGAAAGUUUAAAUGGUGGAAGUGUGAUUAAACCAAUUGUCAGUACUCCUAAGAUAAAUUCAGAUUUUUACAAAGAGGGACUGAGGUAUAUAGAUGAUAGUCCUGGAACGAUCGAAGUGUGAAAGUUUGUAAAUUUUACAUUGGUGUGCAAUAACUUCUAAGCUAUACAUUUAAAAAUCAUGCAAUAUAAUUUAAUAGUAAUACAUAGAAUGAUAUAUGAAUAUGAUGAAACCUUAAAUAUGAUGUAUAACAUACUAUGUUUAUAUGUGUAUAGACAUGUGCCAUUUUAUUAGGUCAAUACCAAGCAGCAUUUUUAAUUGUGAAUUAUAUACUAUAAUGUACAGAUAAGCAACUUUUUAUGCAAAAAUACAAUGGAAAAUGGUAGAUCUGAAUACCACAUCUACCUCAAACUAUAGUAUUUAGUCCCUUGACUAAAGUUUUUUUAAAUUCUGCCAUCAUACAAAAAUCCAUAUCUAAUUGAUUAUGACUUUUUAAGUCUAGAUAUAUACUUUAGAAAUCCAUAAUGGUCAUAAGUCAUGUAAACUGAAGAUGUAAUUUGUAAAGGUAUUGACAUGAUUGAUAAAUACUGUAAUGUUAACUAUAAAGGGAGAUAACUUUUUUUUUUUUUUAGAGAGAUUUGAGAAAUUGGAACAUAAAUCUCUUAAAACAUUUUUAGACAUAACAUUCUUUUCUAUCUCAUUUAAAAAUCAACUAUAUUACUAAAUGAAAAACUUAUGCAUAACUGUUUUAACCUUUAUUAGAUGUAUCACAUAUUAUCCAAUUGUUUGAUUAGAUAAAUGCAAUCUUAUAUAUACUUACAACAAUCAAAACUUUACUAGUAUAUCUGUGAAUGUUGUUUUGCUAUUUUUCAACAGCCUCUUUCCCUGUUAUUAUAUUUCCACAUUGCUUUCUUGAUGUCUCAAUUUUUUUCUUUUAUUUUGAAUCAGUUAUUAUAUUACUCAUGUUGCUUUUCUUUUGUUUUUAUCUUUUUUUGUCUAAGCUUAAAGUUCACUGUAAAUUGUGCACAAUUUUUAUAUAAUUUUUUACAAUGUCAUUAGUACUUGUAUCUACAUGUAUAUGAACAAUUACUUUGCCUUGGAACUUUUAUAACUAGUGAGUAGUGCUUAGUCAUCAGUUCUAGUGCUUUUUAAGGUCAUUCAAAAGGCAACAAAUUGUGACGUCAUAUUUUUGUAUGGGUUUUUAUUGUCUUUGUUUGCAUAUUGGGUGUAUGUGAAAUUAAAGUUUGAAAAGCUAUGUAGAGUCUAUAUCAGUUCAGCUUCACCUGAGAACACAACCAAACUAAAAAGCAAGAGAGAUACUUGCUGUAAUUUUUUUUUAUACCAUUUUUUUUCAAUUGAGAAAAAAAUCCAUUUUCAUGGUUUGAAAAUUUCUGCUUGAGUCCAAAAGGAAAUACCAAAUUUUGUUGGACAAUGGAAUUUACUUUUACCUCCUGUGAAAAUUAUUGUCCAAUGAGUAAUAAAAAAUCCUCAGUAACUUUUCUCGGAUGAGAUUCCUUACUUGGGACAGGUACAUUACCAAAUGGCAGGGUAUAACUGUUUUUUAAAAUACUCAACCCUCUCUAUUUUUAUUUUUAUGUGUGUAAGAUAGAAGUUAGUUCAGAAAAGACCAUAUAAAUCAACAAUUUGAUUCAUUGGCAUAAAGGCAAAGAAGUUUCAUUACUAUGCUAAUAGUGAACAGAUGGUCACAGCUGUUAUAUUUUAGAUGGUUAUUGGGCUCAAUAUAUGGUCGUAACUAUAUGCAUCACUUGGAUCAUGGUGUGAGUUCUUUAUGGCAUCAAUAUAUUUAUAUUUUCCCAACCAUGCUUGUUCAAAUUUAAAGUAUUGGGUACUUGAAAUUUUACUUUGUACAAUUAUAAUAAAACCUUUUUUUUAUGCACCUUUCAAUCAUUAUAAUUUUUUGGGAUACUAAUUUUCGUUGAUUUCGUCGGUAUGUCAACCAAGAAUUAACAUGUUCAAGAAGUACAAAUUGCCUAUAUGCUAGUAUGCAGUCCUAGGCAAGUCCAUGAGAUCAAGUAUCCAUGAAAUAGGCAAGUGAAAAAACUAAGUGAAUUAAGUUUUUUAUCCUUCAUUGAACUUUUGAUGUCGUCUCUAAAUGAAUCCACAUUAGUUAAUACAUGUAUUUUUUAUUUUAAAUACAGAAUGUUUUGUUUAUUUGAGGUAAUGGUUGAAUCUCUUUCUCUGUUUACAUUAUUGUAAUUUUCAUUUUUAUCCAAGACAUGAAGAUUAAAUAUAAAUGUGCUAAACUAACUUAUAUGAGCAAUGAAUGUGAAGUAAUAUCAUAAAUAUUAUUUUUAGUACUUUAUGUAUUGUGUGACAUGUAUACAAACCUAUCAUAUGAUAUGGAAAUUGAAUGUUAAGGUUAAGAUAUUGUAGUUAUACAUGUUAUAUGUCAUUUUCUAAACAUCUACAUUAAUUUCACGACAUGUUUAUACAAGUUCUCAGAAUUAUAACGGUAUACUAUUCUUAGCAUCCAUGUUUAUCUAGGUUUCCACUUUCAUGACCAUCACCAUUUCUCAUUGACCCCUUAUUUUUAAAAGUGUUUUCUUGAUUUUGAUACACAAGUUUUACUUUCAUGAUUAUUUUCAUUAAGUUUCACAUCAUUCUUAGGUUCUUGGAUACAGCAUUUUAUGUAAAAAGAUGUGUCUAGCAUCGCUCUCAUCUUCUAAUGAUAAUCACUUAAUAAAAGAAAUACACAUAUAAAAAAGAAGAUGUGUUAUGAUUGCCAAUGAGACAACUAUCCACAAAAGACCAAAAUGACACAGACAUUAACAACUAUAGGUCACCGCACUGCCUUCAACAAUGAGCAAAGCCCAUACCGCAUAGUCACCUAUAAAAGGCCCCGAUAAAACAAUGUAAUAUUCAAACGAGAAAACUAACAGCCUUAUUUAAUGUUAUUUUCAGCAAUAUUAAUACUUUUGAUGUGCAUUAAUUUAUGAGCUAGAGCAAAUUAUUGUUCAAAGAAUGUGUGAUAGGAGAUUAAUUAUCCAAUCUCAUCAUGUCAAUACUUCAGACACAUACAAUAUCAUUUAUAAGAUUAGAAACUCAUACAAUCUCAUCAUGUCAAUACUUCAGACACAUACAAUAUCAUUUAUAAGAUUAGAAACUCAUACAAUCUCAUCAUGUCAAUACUUCAGACACAUACAAUAUCAUUUAUAAGAUUAGAAACUCAUACAAUCUCAUCAUGUCAAUACUUCAGACACAUACAAUAUCAUUUAUAAGAUUAGAAACUCAUACAAUUUUAUCUUGUGACUAUCAUCAUAUACAAAUAUAUACACUAAUAGUCUGAAAGUCUAACUCAAACCUCUUCAGAAUUGAAAUCCCUUGAAACCACCAGAGUUAAUAUUUAAUGUUUUAUACUAUAACAACAUUUUUUGUGUUCUUAAUAUUGAAAUCAUGAGUUUGUAUUAUAAAUGGUCCAGGGAAUUCUUAGAUAUUUUAUGGUCCUGGGAAUUAUUAUAUAUAUAUUGUGAGUCUAUUGUAACUUGUAGUAUUAAUAAAUGUAAUUACUGCUGUA
This is a messenger RNA of Mytilus trossulus (common blue mussel), 7447 nucleotides long. RefSeq lists its product as uncharacterized. Gene Ontology annotation, cellular component: plasma membrane. The transcript is spliced from 7 exons. NCBI's taxonomy places the organism in Eukaryota, Metazoa, Mollusca, Bivalvia, Mytilida, Mytilidae. The record is from RefSeq and is a predicted model, not a curated record. Gene Ontology annotation, biological process: apoptotic process involved in development; phosphatidylserine exposure on apoptotic cell surface; engulfment of apoptotic cell. Bases 4 to 4035 code for a protein of 1343 amino acids.